AUGGCCGGCGAGUGCUCGGAGAGGCGGAAGAAAGCCAAGCUGGCAAUUCUGGAGAUGGCACACAUGAUCACCGUCCCUAUGUCACUCACCGCCGUCGUCCGGCUCAACGUCGCCGACGCCAUCUGGCAGGGCGGCUCCAACGCCCCUCUCUCCGCCGCCGAGAUCCUCUCCCGCCUCCCUCCUCCCGCCUCCGGCGCGUCCCCAAAUCCCCGGAGCCUCCAGCGCAUCCUCCGGCUGCUCUCCGCCCACGGCGUGUUCGACGAGCAUAUUGACGCCGCCGCCGGCGGCGAGAGGAAGUACUCGCUGACGGAGGUCGGGGAGACUCUGGUCACGGAUUCCGACGGGCUUUCUUUUGCCCCGUACAUCCUCCAGCACCAUCAGGAGGAGCUGAUGAGUACAUGGUCGCUAAUGCACGAGACGGUGACGGACCCGACGACGGAUCCGUUCGUGAAGGUGCACGGCGAGGCGCCGUACGAUUACUACGGGAAGCGGCCGGAGAUGACGGAGCUGAUGCGCAAGGCAAUGUCCGGCACCAACGCGCCCUUCAUGAAAGCCAUGUUGGAGGGCGACUAUGCUGGUUUCGACGGUGUCAAGAGAUUGGUCGACGUCGCCGGGAACAAUGGCGAUUGCCUACAAAUGAUCCUCCACAAGUACCCUCACAUCGAACAAGGAAUCAACUUCGAUCUGCCGGAAGUCGUCGGCAAAGCGCCUGAAAUUCCCGGAGUGACGCAUGUGGGUGGAGACAUGUUCAAGUCCAUACCUAGUGGCGAUGCCAUCUUCAUGAAGUGGGCUUUGACGGCGUGGACGGAGGAGGAAUGCAAUAAGAUACUGGAAAACUCCUACAAGGCCCUGCCGGAAGGAGGGAAGAUGAUCGUCAUCGAGCCGGUGCUGCCGGAGCAGAGCGACCACAGUCUCAGGACUCGAGCCCUGCUGGAAGCCGACAUUUUCAUGAUGACCAUUUACAGGGUCAAGAGCAAGCAGAGGACUGAAGAAGAGUUCAAGCAGCUUGGUCUGGCUGUUGGCUUCUCGAACUUCAAGGCUUUCUACUAUGUUGAUUACUUCUUCACUCUCAUGGAGUUUCAGAAGUAA
Messenger RNA from Linum trigynum, 1089 nucleotides. NCBI's taxonomy places the organism in Eukaryota, Viridiplantae, Streptophyta, Magnoliopsida, Malpighiales, Linaceae. The record is from the annotation of a GenBank genome assembly.